Molecule: messenger RNA, 7704 nt
Organism: Drosophila navojoa
Lineage: Eukaryota; Metazoa; Arthropoda; Insecta; Diptera; Drosophilidae
Gene: hiw
Product: MYC binding protein highwire
Biological process (GO): axon guidance; regulation of synaptic assembly at neuromuscular junction
Cellular component (GO): plasma membrane; nucleus
Molecular function (GO): ubiquitin protein ligase activity
Source: RefSeq, a predicted model, not a curated record
ACGGGAUCAGUACGGCGAUGCCGUCCUUGUGCCGGAGCUCAAGGUGGAGAUCAAGGCCAUUCCCACCGGACCGGAUCGCAGUGGCGGAGGCAAUCUGAAGAUGCGCCGCACCUCGUAUGCGGACGAGGGCACGACUGUGGGCCAGGGCGUGGGCGCCCAGUUGGGCGGAAUGGCGCCGCCGCCACGGCUGAACUAUGAAGCCACUACCAAGGAAAAGAUGUGCUUCAAGGCGAUCACCUUUAUGAAGCCCUACACGAACUACUCCUUCGAGGAGCUGCGCUUCAGCAGCCCAGUGCAGACGCGAACGACGGAGGUUCUCUCUGCCCAGGACAUGGAGGACGGCACCUUCAGCGUCCACUGGACGCCCAACUCGGUGGGCGGCUAUUGUCUGGCUGUCACCAUCGAUGGCAUACCGCUCGAGGAGGUGUAUAGGGUUGAGGUAAAGGAGGGCGUGCUGCCUCCUCCCGCACAGCGGAGCAGCGCCACACGCCGUCCGCAGGCGCCAAGCAAACUGCGACGAUUUCAGGCGAGGCACAGCGCUGGAUUGCGCAUACGCUCCCAUCCCACGCUGCAGUCGGAGCAGGUGGGCGUGGUGCGUUUGGGUGGCAUCAUAUCCUUCAUAGAUGAGAUCGAAAACGAUGACGGCAUCUGGCUGCGUCUGUCCACGGAGUCCAUACGGCAGCACUGCACCAUGGGCUGGUAUCCGACGGAGGCAUGGUGCCUGCAAUACAAUCAACAUCUGACCCGUACGCUGCUGCAGCCGGUCAACGAGGCCAAGGCCAGGUCAAAGGCGACAGCUGGCGGGGACAUGACCGAGUCGGAGCAGCAGCAGCAGCAGCAGCAGCAACAGCAGCCCCUGCCCAGUAGUCCCAGCGGCAGCACGGCCGGCGAUAGCCCCAGCAGUCCGGCCGACACCAAAUCUCCCACGGAGCGUAAAAUUUUUGAGCUGCCCGCAGCCACAGCUGCGGCUGCUUCGUCCUCGACCGCAUCCUCGACCAAUCCCUUUCUGCUGCCCGCCGCCAAAGGAGCUGGCACCGAUGCGCUCCUCCCCACGGAUGCGGACAAUAUGCUGACUGCCAGCACGGAGCUGCUGCCCGGCAAUCUGGGCUCGGCCAUAGCGGGCGUCGUGGGCGGCGGAGCUAUCAAAUUGCAGGCGCUGCAAAAAUGGUUCAAAGGCGAUGCCAUCGAGUCGCAGUCGCAGUCGCAGUCGCAGUCGCAGUCGCAGUCGCAGACAGCGAUGCCGCCUUUGGCUGGCGUGUCUGUGCGGGAGCUGGUGCGCGCGAUGGGCGGGCAGGAGCAGUCGCCGAGCCACGCCCAUGCGGCGCGGGGCAAUGGCAACAGCCAGGAGAGCAUUAGCUCCGCCGCUGGCGAGCCCCUGGACUUUGACAUAGCCAGCGUACGGCGUGUUAACUAUACGGCCAGCCAAACCGCAGCGCUGCUGUCCACGCCCAAGCACACGCCCAGACGGACGGCAGCUGCCGCCGCCGCUGCGGUCGCCCUGGCCAGCGAGUCGGCACAGCUGGACGAGGAGGAGCUCAGCUUGCUGCAGAUAACCACAACGACAACGGCAUCCGGGACGAGUGGAGCCACAGAUGCAGCUGGGUCCAGUGAGCAGCCGAGCGAGCUGCAGAUCGGCCUCAGCCUGAGCAACAAUAGCCCCGCAGCCGGCGGCAGCAGCAGCUGCUCCAAGCGCGGCCAGGCGAUGGGGCCGAUCAAGCGCGCGAUGCCGCCCUCCUUUGCGGAGAGCAUCCGAGCGGUAUUUGCGGCUCUGCUCUGGCACGAAGGCGUCGUUCACGAUGCGAUGGCCUGUGCCAGCUUCCUCAAGUUUCAUCCGGGCCUGCCGAAAGAGGGCGCCACUGUGGUGACGCGGCGCGAUACCGGGGAUCCGCGACUGCAGCUGUCGCGCGAGCAGAAGGCGCAGCAGCGCCAUUCCGUUGAGGUAGCGAAUGCGGGACACUACCUGAACAUACGCCCCUCGACGCUGGAGACGCUCGCCAAGAGCGGCAACUGCUCGCUCCACAAUCGGAGCAAGCAUCGCAAGAAUAUUUUGGCUGGAGAAGAUCCGCAGCAGCAGCAGCAGCAGCAGCAGCCGAAGGAAAAGCUGCACGCUCUGCCGGAGCUGGUGAGCGUGUUGCCCCCCGCUCUGCGGUGUUUGGUCUACCUCUGGGAGCAAAUCUGCUCCGGCUGCGUUCACAUUGUCCAGUCGAAUGCGCUCGAGCAGCGCGAGCCGCGCCUCCUGUCGCCCAGCGGGCGCGAUGCCAAUGGCGACUCCGAUGCCAAAGAGGGCGGCAAGGGCAGCGAUGAGCCGGGCGCCGAUAAGGAUGCGGCCAAGAAGUGCAAGCGGAAGAAGAAGGACGACGGCAGCUGGUGCGAGAUCUGCGAACUCUUUCUGCCCAUGCCCGUCACAUACCACAUGCGCAUCGCCCAUCCCGGCUGCGGGAAGUCCGCCAAGGGCAAGGGCUACAACUCGGUGGGCAUUUUCUGCGAGGGCUGGGCCGGCAAUUGCGGCGAGGGCGGCAAAGGCGCCUCCAGCUGGUUCCUCAUGUGCGACGCCUGCCGCGACAAAUACCUGGCCAGCACCCGCACCGCCAGCAACAUCAACAGCGCCGCCCAGCACGCCUCCAAUGCAGGUGCUGAAAUGAAUCUGUUUGGCGUGAAGACAACUACGUUGAUAGCCAACUCGGAGGUGUACACGACUAUGCGAGAGAAUGCAACAUUUUUACUGGAGCUCUGCUCCUCCUCCUCGGCAUCGGCAUCGUCAUCGUCGACUGUACUGGGAGGCAGCCAGAAGCGUUCGCCACAGCAGCAGCAACAGUCGCAGCAAUCGAUGCCCGUGGUGGUAGAGCAUCAGCAUCUGGGCAUGUCCGAUCUCAAUCUGAGCAGCAAGCCGAGCACCAGCCGAGCGGACUCGGCGCGCAACAGUCGCAUUGGCCGGCUAAGCGGCAAGUUUACGCCGUUUCGCAAGUCAUUUGUGGGCGUGGCGCCGGCAACGCCAGACAACGUUUGGCCCGCACCGGAGAGCUUCGCCUGCCUGGAGUGCCUGGGCACGGGUCUGCACGAGGAUCUGCCCUACGAGAUGUUUGGCCUGGGCGGCAAUGCCAAUGAGAAUGGCUACGAUCGGCCCUUGUCGGAGAUUUCGUACGAGUCGUGUGAGCCAAACAACUAUGAACUAAUGUCCGGAUCUAUGGCCAAUCCACCGGCCACUGGCGGCACGCUAUCCAAGUUCCAUCGCAGCUACUCCAUGGGUCAGGGCUGGGCAGCUGUGGCCCAGCAGCAGCAGCAGCAGCAGCAACAACAACAGCAGCAGCAGCAGCAACAACAGCAGCAGCAACAGCAGCAACAGUUGCAGCUGCAGCAUCUGCAGCCAUCGGUGGUGGCACUGCCGCUGGACACACAGCCCAAGGUGGUCUACCGGAGGCGCAACAACUCGACGAGCGAGGGCGAUGGCUCGCUGCUCAUCUGCUAUCCGUCGGAGCAUCUGCGUCGGCUGGUGCCGCCCAAGCUGCUGGCCAGCGUGGCCGUGCUGCAGGCGCCCAAUGCCAACGAGCCAAAGCCAGCCAGCGACGAGGCGGCCAAGGAGGCGGCCCCAGGCCAGCCGGCCUCUGCGGCCUCUGCUCCCCUGCCGGAGCAGAACAGCGCCCUGCUCAGUCGACCGGCCAUGGCGUUCAUCACCCAGAAGCACGAGCUGGACCGUCUGCGCGUAGCGAUGCGCCGCAGUCUGCGGAUCGCCGCGUGCCGCAUCUAUGCGCUGCAGGCGCUCAACUGGCUGCUGCGCAGCGUUACGCAGGGCGUGUGCCUGCACGACCUGAUGUGGUGGUUCGUCAGCUCCCUAGCUGUGGGCAGCGUGGAGCUGGUCGACGGCAAGUACGAGGAGGCGGAGCAGGCGCUGGAGCACCCAGUCGCCUAUACACAGAUCAGCGGACGCUUUGCCCAUUUGAUUACACAGUCGCUGCACGUCCUGCUGCAGUCGGUGGCGGAUCUGACGCUGCACCUGCCGCUCGGCUCCCCGCUGCAGCGCGUGGCCAUUCAGUGCUUCGGCAUACGCUUCCGGCAGGCGGACCAUCAGUUCCUGCACAGCUCGCACGUCUUCGGCAACAUAUCCAAGAUAUUGUCCAAGUCCGACGAGCAGAACGACGCGAUGGCCGUCUCGAACAUGCUCGCGACUGCAGGCGAGCCGCACUGCGAUGCCGAGCACAAUAUAGCCACGGCCAGCAAUCAGCUGACAGCCGGCAGCGUGCCGGGCGCCCGGCUCAUCUGCUACACGGAUCUGUCGGGCAUGUUCGAGGUGACGGUCUCCUCGCGCCCGGCCAUGGCCGAGUCCCUCACGGACAACUCGACGGAAACGUUCUGGGAGAGCGACGAGGAGGACCGCAACAAGUGCAAGAUCAUAGAGCUGUCCAUGAACAAGCUCAGCUACGCCUGCAAGUUCGUGCUCGUCCACAUUGACAACAGCCGCGACAUUCAGAACAAAGUGCUGAAUGUGGUGUUCUAUGCGGGCCAGUCGCUGGGCGAUACGAAUCUGAUCAAAUCCGUCGAUGUGGACCCAAAGGCGUGCGUGUGGAUUGCGGCGAAGAUCAGCGACGAGAGCUGCACGCACUUUCGACUGGAGCUGCACGGGCCGGAGAACACGUUGCGUGUACGGCAAAUCAAGCUGCUCGGUCUGCCCAGCUGCCAGCAGGGCGGCGCUGGCGGAGCUGUGGCGGCUGUGGGAGCAGCCGAGGAGCUGUCCCAUGCGCUGCCGGCAUUGCCCAUGGUCGAGCAGCGGGCAGCAAACGUGCGUCUGUCGUACGCCUCGCGCAUCCAGCAACAGAUCUGCGAGAGCGAAACCCUGCGCGUGUUCCGCCUCAUCACCGGCCAGGUGUUCGGCAAGCUGAUCAGCAAUGUGAGCGACACGGUCAAUCCGAGCGGGGCUUCCUCGCAGGAGGCAGCCAACUCGAUGCUCGCCGAUUCUCUGGAUCUGCGCGAGCACAUGGUCGGCAUUCUGUUCUCGCGCAGCAAGCUCUCGCACCUGCAGAAGCAGGUGAUUGUGCACAUUGUGCAUGCCAUACGCAAGGAGGCGCAGCGCGCCAAGGAGGACUGGGAGCUGGCCAAUCUGGCGCAUGUGCUCAAGCAGCAGCAGCAGCAGCAGCAGCAACAGUCGCCGCCAGCAGCAGCAGCAGCGGCCAGCUCUGCGGGGCCUGCCUCCUCCAGCGAGGGCAGCCCGGAGCGCAGCCGAGCGCCGGACACCUACUGCUUCGAGAUGCUGAGCAUGGUGCUCGCCCUGUCCGGCAGCGUUGUGGGUCGCUCCUAUCUCUCGCAGCAGCACGGCCUGCUGCGCGAUCUGCUGGGCCUGCUGCACACGGGCAGCGAUCGCGUGCAGCGGCAGGUGACGGCGCUGCUGCGUCGCAUUCUGCCAGAAAUUACGCCGGAGAGCUUUGCGGAGCUGCUGGGCGUGCAGCGCCUGCCGCCGGCCGACUAUAACAUCGCCCACCAGAGCGCCAGCGACUUUGAUAUGAGUCGCUUGGGCCUGUUGGACAUCUUCCUGGCCGUCAUUGCCAAAUCGCUGCAGCUGCAGGUCAAGGUGAAGACCAACACGGCGAACGCAACGACUGGCUGUGGCUCAGCCAGUGGCCCCAAGUCCGGGCAGCAGGAGAAGACGCCGGCAUUUGUGCGACUCUGCAGCUCCUUGGAUCUGUCCGUUCAGCUGUUGCGCACGCGCCCAAACACGGCCGAGCAGCAGCUGUCAUCAUCGGCCAUGGCCACGGCCAACAGCGGCGACCCCUUUCGCUUUGAUACAGCGCCCCCGAAGAAGGAGUCCAAGCGCAACCUGAACCAGCGCUGGUUCCUGAACGGCGUCAUCUCCACCAAGCAGGCGGAGAGCAUCAUUGGACUCAUACGUGAUCUGGCCAGCGGUAAGCUGAGCGAGAAGUGGUCGCAGAUCACCAAGGCGGCCAUUGCCGAGUCAGUGCUCAAUUUGACGCGGCUGGAGGAGAUCUAUCGCACACCGGAGCAUUGCACAAAGACAGCCACGCUCUGGCUGGCCCUGGCCAGUCUCUGUGUGCUCGAGCGUGAUCAUGUGGAGAAACUAUCGUCGGGACAGUGGUCCAAGCUCUGCGACACUCGGCCCAUGUGCACCAAUCACGAUGACGGCGAGACGGCGGCCAUUAUCCAAUGCGAGACAUGCGGCUCUCUUUGCGGCGACUGUGAUCGCUUUUUGCAUCUCAAUCGCAAGACGCGCACACACAAACGCACGGUGUGCAAGGAGGAGGAGGAGGCGAUUCGCGUGGAGCUGCACGAGUCCUGCGGACGGACCAAACUCUUCUGGCUGCUCGCCCUGGCCGACUCGAAGACGCUGAAGGCGAUGGUGGAGUUCCGCGAUGGCAGCCACACGAUCAUAUCCGGUCCCCAGGAGGCGGUGGGGCGCUGUCGCUUUUGCGGGCUCACCAGCAACUCGGGACUGCUGGAGAUUGGGAACGUGUGCGCGGACGCCCAGUGCCAGGAGUACGCGGCCAACUCCUGUCUCAAGACCAAGCCGUGCGGCCACGCCUGCGGCGGUGUGGCAGGUGAACGCAAAUGCCUGCCCUGCUUGCAGCAUGUGUGCCAUGCGCGCGAAAACGAACUGGCGGAGGAGCUGCGCGAUCCGAAGCUCACGCAGGAUGCGGACGACAUGUGCAUGAUCUGUUUCGUGGAGGCGCUCUCCUGCGCCCCCUCCAUACACCUGGAGUGCGGUCAUGUGUUCCACUUUCACUGCUGCAAGGCCGUGCUGGAGAAACGCUGGAGUGGGCCGCGCAUCACCUUCGGCUUCUCGCUGUGCCCCAUCUGCAAGGCGGACAUCCAGCACCCCCUGCUGGCGGAUAUACUGGAGCCAAUCAACGGGCUCAAGCAGGACGUCAAGCGCAAGGCUCUCAUGCGCAUCAAGUACGAGGGCGUCGUUAAGGAUACGGACAACAAGGAUGUAACGCAGCUGGCAAUGGAUCGAUACGCGUAUUACGUUUGCUUCAAAUGCCAGAAGGCCUAUUAUGGCGGCGAGGCGCGUUGCGAUGCGGAAAUCGGGGAGAAGUUCGAUCCCGAGGAGCUCGUCUGCGGCGGCUGCUCGGAUGUGGCCAGGGCGCAGAUGUGCCCCAAGCAUGGCACUGACUUCCUGGAGUACAAGUGCCGCUACUGCUGCUCGGUGGCGGUGUUCUUUUGCUUCGGCACCACGCACUUCUGCGACACGUGCCACGACGACUUCCAGCGGCUGACGAACAUACCCAAGAUCAAGCUGCCCCAGUGCCCAGCCGGGCCCAAGGCCAAGCAGUUGCUGGGCGACGAGUGUCCGUUGCACGUGAUGCAUCCGCCCACCGGGGAGGAGUUCGCGCUUGGCUGUGGUGUCUGUCGCAAUGCGCAAACAUUUUAGCAACUGCGUGCCCAGAAGCUACGACUGCAACUGGUGCGACAGGAUGUGUCGCCGGACGAGGCGAACGACGGGGAAGGAGAUGGCAAUAUGGAGAGGGAGUAGGAAGCUGAGGAGGCGGCGGAGGCGGCGGAUCAGCUCAAGAACUCUUAGAAACAUUUGCAUACAUAGAGAAAGUGAGGAUUAGAAAAAGAGAGAGAGAUAGAUAAAGAGAGAGAGAGAGAGUGGGAAAACGAGCUAGCAAUUAGGGAUAAACAUACAUACACAUAUAUGUAUGUAUGUAAAUUCCCAUAUAUAAAUAUAAAUAUAUUUUUUUUUAUAUCAAAUUAAUG